CGUAACUCCUGGAGAGUCCGGUUCGGAAGGGGCGGGGUCGAGCGCUCAGCAAGUCGAGGAUCCUGUUCUGAGAGGAGGUUUCGGUCACCGCGUGCGGUGCUGCGAAUAAGGGUGCGAUGUUUGAUCCGCGAUUCAGCGUCUCUGUCGUCCGUGAUUUCCGGUCUUGUGUGAUAUCUGCCCCUUCUGAAUAGCAACAAAAAAUGACCAAGUCUCAGGGAUUUGUGACAUUCAAAGAUGUGACUGUGGACUUCACUCAGGAGGAGUGGCAGCAGCUGGACUCUGCUCAGAGAAACCUGUACAGGGAUGUGAUGCUGGAGAACUACAGCAACCUAGUUUCAGUGGGGUAUCAAUCUCUGAAGUCAGAUGUAUUUUUCUUACUGAAGCAAGGAGAGCUAUGGAUGAAGGAGGGAGAAGUUUCAAGCUGGGCCUGUCCAAACUUUGAAAUUAGACCCAAAAUGAAAGAAAUAAUCCCACAGAAGAGCCCUUCUGAAGUAAUGCUCCAUAAUAUGAGCGUAUACUCAAUUUUUGAAGAAUGGAAGCUUGAAGGUGAGAUAAAUCACCAGGAAAAUGAAGACAAACUUUUGAACCACACUGCAUUCGUUAACCAUAAGUCAAUGACUGAAGAAGUAAACAGCUGUGCACUGGGAAACAUGAUUCAUUUGAACAGAACGUCUAAUGAACACAUCAAAGCCUUCAUACAAAAGUCACACCUCUUAAUACAACCGAAAAUUCUAAACAGUGGGAAAUCAUUUAAAUGUAUUCAGUGUGGGAAAGCCUUUACUGGAAAGUCAGGACUCAUUGUACAUGAGAGAAUUCAUACUGGGGAAAAACCAUAUAAAUGUAACGACUGUGGGAAAGCCUUCAUUCAAAAGUCACAACUCACUGUACACCAGAGAACUCAUACAGGAGAGAAACCCUAUAAAUGUAGUGAAUGUAGAAAAGCAUUCAUCCAGAAGUCAAACCUCAUUAUUCACCAGAGGAUACACACAGGGGAGAAGCCCUAUGAGUGCAAUGAAUGUGGGAAAGCUUUCAUCAAGAAGUCAACGCUUAGUGUUCAUCAAAGAGCUCAUACUGGGGAGAAGCCAUAUGAAUGCAAUGACUGUGGGAAAGCUUUCAUCUGGCGCUCACAACUCAUUGUACAUCAGAGAAUUCACACUGGGGAGAAACCCCAUGAGUGUAAUGAGUGUGGAAAAGCCUUCAACAGGAAGUCAGAACUAAGUGUACACCACAGAAUUCAUACAGGGGAGAAACCCUUCAAAUGUAAUGAAUGUAAAAAAGCCUUCAUUCAGAAGUCAGAUCUCAUUGUACAUCAGAGAACUCACACUGGGGACAAAAGAUAUCAAUGCAACGAUUGUGGGAAAGCCUUUAUCCGGAGUUCACAGUUCAUUGAACAUCAAAGAAUUCAUACUGGGGAGAAACCCUAUGAAUGCAGUGAAUGCAGAAAAGCUUUCAUCCAGAAAUCACAACUCAUUGUGCAUCAGAGAAUCCAUACUGGGAUGAAACCAUAUGAGUGUAUUGAGUGUGGAAAAGCCUUUAGCAAGAAGUCACACCUUACUGUACAUCACAGAAUACAUACUGGAGAAAAACCCUAUGAAUGCGGUGAUUGUAGAAAAGCUUUCAGCAAGAAGUCUACUCUCAUUGUUCAUCAGAGAGUUCAUGAUGAACAGAAACCUUAUGAAUGUAAACUAUGUGGUAAAUCCUUCAGCCUGAACACUAAUCUUAUUCAACAUCAAAGAAUACAUACUGGGGAGAAACCUUAUGAAUGUAAUGAAUGUGGAAAAACCUUUAGUCAGAGCAUGAAUCUUAUUCAACAUCAAAGAAUCCACACUGGGGAAAAUCCUUAUGAGUGUAAUGAAUGUGAAAAAGCCUUUAGUCACAGAUCAUCCCUUAGAAAUAAUGAGAGAAUUCAUACUGGAGAAAAACCCUAUCCUUGUAAUGAAUGUGGGAAGGCUUUCAGCCAUAUUUCAGCCCUUACUCAACAUCACAGAAUUCAUACUGGAAAGAAACCAUAUGCAUGUAUUGAAUGUGGUAAAACCUUCAGCUGGAGCACACAUCUUAUUGAACAUCAGGGAAUUCAUUCUGGAGAGAAAUCCUACCAGUGUAAGGAAUGUUGGGAAGUUUUUUGUCACAGCACAUCACUAAUCCGACAUCAGAGAACUCACACAGGAGAAAAACCCUAUGAAUGUAAUGAAUGUGGAAAAGCCUUCAGUCAUACCCCUGCUUUCAUUCAGCAUCAGAGAAUUCAUACUGGAGAGAAACCCUAUGAGUGUAAUGAAUGUGGAAAGGCCUUCAAUCGGAGUGCACAUCUUACUGAACACCAGAGAACUCAUACUGAAGAGAAACCUUAUGUUUGUAAGGAAUGUGGAAAAAACUUCAGCCACAGUACACACCUUACUGAACAUCUAAAAACUCAUUCUGGUGAGAAACCCUAUCAAUGUAAUGAAUGUCAAAAACUGUUUUGCUAUAAGACAUCACUAAUUCAACACCUGAGAACUCACACAGGAGAGAGACCCUACCAAUGUAAUGAGUGUGGGAAAACCUUCAGUUUAAGCUCAGCCCUUACUAAACAUAAGCAAACACAUACAGGGGAGAAACCUUAUCACUGUAAUAAAUGUGGUGAUGUUUUCUGUCAUAGUACAUCUUUAAUCUGACAUCAGAGGACUCAUUCAGAAAUGAAACCCUAUGAGAGUAAUGAAUGUGUGAAAAACCUGCAGCUGUAGAUCAUUUACACUUGG
Molecule: messenger RNA, 2735 nt
Organism: Manis javanica (Malayan pangolin)
Lineage: Eukaryota; Metazoa; Chordata; Mammalia; Pholidota; Manidae
Source: RefSeq, a predicted model, not a curated record